Messenger RNA from Pistacia vera, 1509 nucleotides. RefSeq names its product monodehydroascorbate reductase, seedling isozyme-like. NCBI's taxonomy places the organism in Eukaryota, Viridiplantae, Streptophyta, Magnoliopsida, Sapindales, Anacardiaceae. The record is from RefSeq and is a predicted model, not a curated record. Gene Ontology annotation, molecular function: oxidoreductase activity, acting on NAD(P)H; flavin adenine dinucleotide binding. Gene Ontology annotation, cellular component: cytoplasm. Bases 1 to 1509 code for a protein of 502 amino acids. The transcript has 4 exons.
AUGGAUCGGUGGACAGAGUCAGGAGUUGACCAUGCUCGCAAAUCAGCUGAGCAAGCUGUGAAGGCCAUCAAGGCAAUUGGUGAUGUUUGGAGAAAUGGAUCAUAUAUACCCCUGCAAGUUAGGAGCAUACUGGAUCAAAAAGGGAAGGUUGAGGGAACUUUCCUGCAGAAUGGGACUCCGAAGAAAGCGAGACGUGCUGAUGCUGAUUAUGAAUACAAGUACGUAAUCCUUGGUGGUGGUGUGGCUGCUGGGUAUGCAGCUAGAGAGUUUGUUAAGCAAGGUGUCAAGAGAAGAGAGCUUGCAGUUAUCUCGAAAGAAGCAGUCGCUCCAUAUGAACGCCCCACACUUAGCAAGGAAUAUCUUCUCCCUAAGAAACCUGCUACACUUCCAGAUUUCUAUGUGUGUGUUGGAAGUGGAGGAGAGAGACUGCUUCUGGACUGGUACACAGAGAAAGGAAUAGAAUUGAUCCUUAGCACAGAAAUUAUUCAAGUAGAUCUUGCUUCCAAGGCUCUUGUUAGUGCAUCUGGCCAAGUUUUCAGGUAUAAAACAUUGAUAAUUGCAACUGGUUCCACACCGGUAAGGUUGACAGAUUUUGGUGUACAAGGAACUGAUGCGAAAAAUAUUUUCUACUUGAGAGAAAUUGAUGAUGCUGAUAAGUUGGUUGAAGCGAUUGAGGAGAAGAAGAAUGGGAAGGCUGUGAUAAUUGGAGGAGGAUAUAUAGCUCUUGAAGUUAGUGCAGCUUUGAGAAUCAACAAUUUUGAUGUUACUAUGGUUUAUCCCGAGCCAUGGUGCAUGCCUCAACUCUUCAUUGCCGGUAUUGCUGCUUUCUAUGAGGGUUAUUAUGCUUAUAAAGGGAUCAGAAUUGUUAAGGGAACAGAUCUUGUUGGAUUUACAGCUGACUCUAAUGGCAGUGUCAAAGAAGUAAAACUAAAGGAUGGCAGAGUGCUGGAAGCCGACAUUGUUUUUGUUGAUAUAGAAACUAGACCUCUCACAUCAUUAUUCACGGGACAGGUUGAAGAGGAGAGGGGUGGAAUAAAGACCGAUGCAUUUUUUAGGACAAGUGUUCCUGAUGUGUAUGCUGUGGGAGAUGUCGCUACUUUUCCUGUGAAAUUGUACAAUGAGAUGAGAAGAGUUGAGUAUGUUGACCAUGCCUACAAAUCAGCUGAGCAUGUUGUGAAGGUCAUCAAGGCAAAUGAGAAAGGCAAAGCGAUUGAUGAGUAUGACUACUUCCCUUACUUCUAUUCUCGAGUCUUUGAUCUCUCAUGGCAUUUUUAUGGUGAAACUGUUGGUGAGACGGUGCUAUUUAGAAACUGGAAUCCAGCAUGUUCACUGCGUAAGUUUGGAACAUACUGGAUAAAAGAGGGGAAGAUUGUUGGAGCAUUCCUUGAGAGUGGGACCCUUGAAGAAAAUAAGACGAUUGCCGAAGUUGCUAGGCUUCAGCCUACUGUUGAUAAUUUAGAUGUCAUAAUAAAGGAGUUGGGUCAUUCCUCGAAAGCAAUAUACAGGUGA